Malania oleifera is the source of this 1766-nucleotide messenger RNA. RefSeq lists its product as uncharacterized. The record is from RefSeq and is a predicted model, not a curated record. NCBI's taxonomy places the organism in Eukaryota, Viridiplantae, Streptophyta, Magnoliopsida, Santalales, Ximeniaceae. The transcript is spliced from 16 exons. Bases 295 to 1545 code for a protein of 416 amino acids.
GGAGUGCUCUCGCCUAAAACGCGCGGUUUUUGGUUCGUCAACAUCCCCACAUGCCGUAAACUCGGAGGGGAAGACUAAAGUCCAUAGAGUCUCUGUUCUUCUCUCUCUCUCUCUCUCUCCUCGCCCUCCUUCUCUUAUUGCCUGAAGCUCUCUCUCUCUCUCUCUCUCUCUCUCUCUCUCUCUCUGAGGACGCAGACCAGUUCUUCAUUUUCGUGGAGUUCAAUGAUUUGAUUGGCGGUUUUUCGUCCUGCCUUUGCCUGAUUGUUUUGUGCGUAGUCUGGAGUUUCAUGGAAGAUGCAGUCAACGAGUUGUGCAUCUCUACUGGCAGAUACAAAAAGUAGGAGAUUAUGUCUUUUCAGCCUUCUUCCUACAGUUUCUUUACUUUGUCUAGUUUUCUUUAUAGGGAGUGCAUUCAUUGAACCACAAGAGAAAUUAUCAAAAUGGGGAAUGGCUGAUAAUAUGCAGAAUGCAAAAGCUAACACUUGCAUGAAUCAAUGCAGGCCUUAUGGCAGUGAGGCAUUACCCAGAGGUAUUGUCUCCAGGACAUCUAACCUAGAGAUGCGGCCAUUGUGGGGCACUCGACGGAUAAGAGGGGUAGAAAGCAAAAAACACACAUAUUCAGAGAAGAAAAUAAGCUCUUCAACAAAUUUAUUCGCUGUUGCGGUUGGAAUAAGACAGAAAGAAUAUGUAAAUAAGAUGGUUAAGAGGUUUCUAUCAAGUGGUUUCAUUGUCAUGCUUUUUCAUUAUGACGGUAUUGUUGAUGAAUGGAAAGAUUUGAAAUGGAAUGAUCGUGUUAUACAUGUAUCAGCAAUCAACCAAACUAAAUGGUGGUUUGCCAAGCGUUUCCUACAUCCAGAAAUAGUUGCAGAUUAUGAUUAUGUUUUCCUAUGGGAUGAGGACCUGGGAGUGGAAAAUUUCCACCCUAAACGAUAUUUAUCAAUCAUUAAAUCCGAAGGGCUUGAGAUUUCACAGCCUGCUCUUGAUCCUGUCAAAUCAGAGGUGCAUCACCAAAUUACUGCUCGUGGGAGAAGAUCAAAUGUGCACAGGAGAAUUUACAAGCCUGGUGCUAGCGGUAAGGGGUGUGACAAGAAUAGUAGAGCUCCUCCAUGCACGGGGUGGAUAGAAGUGAUGGCUCCUGUUUUCUCAAAAGCUGCCUGGCGCUGUGUAUGGCAUAUGAUUCAGAAUGACUUGGUCCAUGCUUGGGGCCUCGAUAUGCAGCUCGGUUAUUGUGCACAGGGCGAUCGAACUAAAAAUGUAGGGGUUGUGGACUCUGAGUACAUAGUUCACUACGGUUUCCCCACGCUUGGAGGCAUUGCUGAAAACAAGACAAUUUUGGCGACACACAAUCAUAAUUCUGAAGCUAAGAACAUGCCAAGCGUGAAAGAACUGGGUUCACUUGAGUCUCAUGCAAAUGAUAACAGAGUUUCAGUGAGGCGGCAGUCCUAUAUGGAGUUGGAGAUCUUCAAAAAACGAUGGAAAAAGGCUGUUCAGGACGAUAAAUGUUGGUCUGAUCCAUACAAAACCCCAGCGAAGCAGAGCAUUUAGAGGCUGACGAUGAGGGUCAAGUGGUAUAGAAAUCAUAAGGUAUGGAAUUAAUGGACACAGAAUUUAGGAAUGUAAAAUUGAUAAUUAUUUACUGUCUAGUUAAAGAUUGUGAGCCAUUUUGUUGUCUUAUAAUUUGGUUUGGGAAUUGUAAUUAUGUCAUACAUUCCUUUGAACUAAUGAAAAUGGAGAACAGACUGCAGUUGUCACUUGCCUUUUCCUUA